This is a messenger RNA of Macrosteles quadrilineatus (aster leafhopper), 2377 nucleotides long. RefSeq names its product akirin-like. Gene Ontology annotation, cellular component: chromatin; nucleus. Gene Ontology annotation, biological process: positive regulation of innate immune response; positive regulation of transcription by RNA polymerase II. Bases 230 to 766 code for a protein of 178 amino acids. The record is from RefSeq and is a predicted model, not a curated record. The transcript has 4 exons. Gene Ontology annotation, molecular function: transcription coregulator activity. Lineage: Eukaryota; Metazoa; Arthropoda; Insecta; Hemiptera; Cicadellidae.
AGUGAAGUGAGACUUCCUUCAGUUGACGAAACCCAUAUUGAUUUCCUCGGCCCUCGUCAAUUGUUGGAAUCAUCCCUAGUUUCUUCAAAUUUCAAUACUCAUUUACUCCGUAGACAUUCAAUUUUAUAUUCCUUUAUUGAUUCUAAAGUUAACAGAAAUAAUAGCCUUGGUUGUUACAGUGAAAGAAGAUUUGUGUUUUAGCCUUCCUUUAUAACGUCAAAAAAACAAAAUGGCCUGUGCUACUCUGAAACGUUCAUUAGAUUUUGAUCCGGUUCAUAGCAGACCCUCCAAACGACAGAGAUGUAUACCUAUGUGCAUUUCACCUUCGAAUUCUCCGCCUACAACACGAAGUGAUUAUGAUCCAUCGCCUUUUGCCAACGUUUGCCCAAAAUUAACUCCAGAAAUGAUGGCUGCGGCGAUUCGUGAGGAAAUGCGCCGCCUUCAUCGGCGAAAGCAGUUGCACUUCAAUCCCAACGAGAGCCAUCUGGAUCGUGAGUCCUCAUCUGACUCCCCGGGCUCACCUUCGGGCAGUAGCUUUGCUGCGACUUACCACCAGAGUCACCGCGACAAACCACUCUUCACAUUCAGACAGGUGGGAAUUAUUUGUGAAAGAAUGAUGACUGAGCGAGAGACUCAGCUCCGUGAAGAAUAUGAUCGCAUCCUGAACUUGAAACUUUCUGAGCAAUACGAAUCAUUCGUCAAGUUUUCUAAUGAUCAACUCCAUAGACGUUUUGACAUGGCGGCAGCACCAAGCUAUCUGUCCUAAGCCAGACCAAGAGGGGCGAAGCAGUGCCUGAUCAUUCUUUCACCAUCGUUUCAAUCAUUUGUCAUCAGAGAGUAGUGGCUAUUGUAAAUAUUGCGUAAAUUUUAGUUUAUUUUGGUGGAUUAUUUUACUAUGCAUCUUUGUUAUUCUCGGAAAAGUUUUAUUUGUUGAAUUCAAGUUUUGAUGUGUUGCGCCUACAGAAAAACCGAUUAGAACGGUUAUAGCAGGACUAUUUGAAAUCUUUUAAAGUUUGAAGAACUGUUUAGUAUUGGGUAAAUAAAUUUAUUUUUCGACUUGUGAUGUUUUAUUUCCUAAGUCAACACUAAAAGUAUCUAUUAAAUUAUUAAUAGCCUAAAUAAACAAUUGUAGAAUAGUGUUUCAUGUUAAGGCCUAAAUAAAUAACCUUUGUUUCGUUUCAAUCGGUUGUUCUAUUUAUAGUAAAAAUAAUAACCAAUACAUAUGUACCAAGGCUGAUAAUUUUCUACUCAAACUUUCAUAACUGAUGUCAGUGAUUAAAUUAUUGUACUACCGUAACCAUUAUUCUAACUAAUAAUAAAUGAAAAAAAUAUAAUUGUAUAAUUUUUUAUAUUUUUAGAUUUAUACUGUAGGUAUUGUAUUGAGUGUAUUGUAUUUUUGUUAAUUUAGAUUUUUCAUGGGUUGCUAUUGCUUCUCUGUACUUCCUUUCUAAAUCUUAAGAUUGUUUGAGACUGACAACUUCAAAUAGUGUCUUAACUUUAAUUUCUCCUUAGCAAUUUUUUAUGCAGCCUACUCUUUUGGUUAGAGUUGGACAUUUUAUUUUUUAUUGUAGAAGGAAUAGCAGAUUUCUAAGCAUCAAAGUAAAAACUACACUAAAUUUAUGGCUUUCACCCGUCUCCUUUUUAUUUCAGUUACACUAAAGUGAUAUUUCACACUAUGAUAGCAGGAACAAACAUACUUAAAAAUGUGUAUACUAUUUAUUGCCUUCUGCUAAUCUUUAAUCUUCUCACCCUGUCAAACAGGUUCCCUUUCUUAGCUUUAGUAACUCAAUAUAAUAUUGUUUCAUUUUAUUUAAUUGUAUAACUUUUAUUAUUUCAAUGCUAGUUUUAAGUUAUGUAUAAUUGUAGUGGUAGAUUUAUAAAGUUAGUUUUAAGAUAUAACAUUUGGUAUUAGUCUUAAGCUUUUUCGCCUCUAGCCACCACUCUCUCGAUCUCACUCUGAAAGAAUGACUCUGUCACUAUGAAGGUAGAAAGAAACAAUAUACUUAGACUUACUAUGCCUAGAUCGUAACUUAUUUAUAUCAUAAAAUGUAACAAAUAACUAAGCUUUUGAUGCUUUGGCACUCGCUAUUCUUGAUUUUUGGUACACUGAUUUUAUAUUGUAAACAGUGUGACGUGCAGUAACCUACUCGAAUAAGCUCAAUUCUAAACACUAUUUUGUACAACAGAACAGUUAUUGCCUUGUAGAAUUAAUCCUUUGUAUGUUUCGUGUGUAGCUGAUGUACAAAUGGAUGUUAUCAGGUGUUUGUAUAUUAUGUAGCUUUACAUUCAGUUGAUUUAUCUUUGAAUUAAAUUCAGUAGCUGAUUUUGUGUAUUGAUAAUUAUUUGGGUUGGAAAUAAAGUCAUUGCAACUGUAUAA